AUGUCAAAGCUAGACUCCCAGACAUCGACAACAGAGGACAAAUAUGAACAGUACCUAGUAAAUGACUUAUUUAACUUCCGGUAUGUCGUCUGUGUCAUCUGGCUGUUGAUGGAUCAUCCAACGGACGAGCCAGGAUUGUCAGGCGUGGGUAUGUCUGAGCUGGCCCGGUCUGAGCUUCUCUUCUGGGGAGGAGCGGGCAUGCUGGCUGUCGAAGUCAAAAAUAUGGUGGAGUCUUAG
This is a messenger RNA of Hymenoscyphus albidus, 237 nucleotides long. Lineage: Eukaryota; Fungi; Ascomycota; Leotiomycetes; Helotiales; Helotiaceae. The record is from the annotation of a GenBank genome assembly.